This is a messenger RNA of Ziziphus jujuba (common jujube), 1137 nucleotides long. RefSeq names its product LOB domain-containing protein 4. The record is from RefSeq and is a predicted model, not a curated record. Bases 300 to 818 code for a protein of 172 amino acids. The transcript has 2 exons. NCBI's taxonomy places the organism in Eukaryota, Viridiplantae, Streptophyta, Magnoliopsida, Rosales, Rhamnaceae.
CCUAGCCCAACCUCUUACAUUUUUCUCCAUAUCGCCAUCUCUAUUCUCAUCCUUUGUUUUUUUUUUUUUUUUUUGGUUUCUUCUUUAUUUAAUCUUUCUUUUCUCUAAGCUUCUAGUCUACUACUCUAAGGUAUGCCUUUGUCCUUUCAUUUUUAAGGCAAAGUACCUUACAAAUACUAGGUUUGAGAUUCAUUUUUUUCACCUUUACGGAGAAAAAUCUGUUGUGGGUAUAGAGGAAUUUUCCUUCUUUUUUCUUGCCCUUUCUAUUGUAUUGUUUUUCUUUUGAGGCUACAAAAACCAUGAAGGAAAGUGGGAGAAAACAAGGUGCUCCUUCACCUUGUGCAGCAUGCAAAUUGCUUAGACGAAGGUGUGCUCAAGAUUGUGUUUUUGCCCCUUAUUUCCCAGCUGAUGAGCCUCAGAAGUUUGCUAAUGUUCACAAGGUCUUUGGUGCUAGCAACGUCAACAAGAUGUUACAGGAGUUGCCUAUGCACCAAAGAGGAGAUGCGGUUAAAAGCAUGGUGUAUGAAGCAAAUGCAAGAGUUCGUGACCCAGUUUAUGGAUGUGCUGGGGCUAUAUCAUCUCUACACCAACAAAUUGAGGUGCUUCAAGCUCAAUUGGCAUUGGCACAGGCAGAAGUGGUUCAUCUUAGGGUUCGGCAAACUGCAUCCAUGUCGAACCAUGUGUUAAGCCCGACUAGUCCAAGCAAUAGUGGAUCACCAUCGUCGUCGAAAUUCAUUGGUUCACAGGCCAAGCCCAUUUUUGAUAUGGAUAUGGCAGUGGAUCACACCGGCUUUGCCGAGUCAAUGUGGUCAUGCUAGUUUAAAUCAUAUAUUUUAAGUCUACUAUAUAUAUAUAUAUAUAUAUAUAGUCUACAUAAAAAGUGGGGAGAAAAAAAUGUCUACUAUAUGUAGAGUACUUAAUUUUUGUCCAAUUUAUAUUAAUACUUAUAUCUUAGUAUAUGUUAAUGAGGCCGUAGAGUGGCGGCGAUGAUGGCGGCUGCAAUGUAGAAGCGGUGGUGGAGGCCAUUCGCCCGCUUUAGUUAAAAAAAUAUUUGUCUGCUAUUGUUAUUAUUCAGAAUUAAUGUAAAUAUCAUCCUGACUAUUUUAUAAAGUGAGGAAUUAUAGAGUAAAUUUAGCA